UCGUGUAAGGGCCGCUAUAUGAUACCGAUACAUUUUGGCGCCGGGUACAGAUUUUUGGAAAAAUGACCUGGGAACGCUGCCUAAUUUAUUGUUUACGUGUUUUGAAAUUUUUCAGUUUAAGAUAUUUUGAAUUGCUUCUGGUUUGAACUAUCUAAACGAUGAAUGAAGCUUUUCGUGCAAGAAAUGCUGUUGCUGAUCAAGAAUGCGAGAAUGAAGAUGAUCGUUUGGUGGAAAUAACAGAUUUCUACGAUCCGAUAGCAGCGUUGUUGUCCAGUAUUGGUGGCGAGGCAGAAAAUCUUACCGAGGAACUGAGGAGUUACGGAAUUAAAUACGAACAUCUCUCUGGACUGUGCGACGAAGAUCUAAAAAUAUUAGGGUUAAAGAAUGAGAAAAACAGACAAGAAGUAUUGGCGGAAAUAUCGUGUCUUCCAAAUCAAAUAGAGCAUUACGACAUUGCUACGAGAGUGCUGGACGAUCAUGGGUAUACUAAGGAGGUAUUGCAGAACAUCUCGACUCAUUUGGACAGUUUAACGGCAUUGCUGUCCCUUACUCACCUAAGAAUUUCCACGAGCCACGUAAACGACGUACAAAUAAGCGAAAAUAAAUAUGCAUCGGAAGUGGGGCUCCGCAUUUGCCAUAAAGUUAAUACCAGAACAGUUGAACUGGAAAAUUUAAUUGCAGAUAUAAAAUUGAAAAAAUUUUGCAAACUAAAACCUAAAACAUUAAAAUGUAUGUCAAUAUCUAAAAUGUACGCUAUGGACAAGGUAUUGUUACCUACCUUAUUGAUAGGAACUGCAUUAGUAGGUCUGAAAUUUUUCAAGUUGUUCGUUAAAUAAAUGUUUAUUGGAAUAUUGGAAUAACUACUUAAUCAUGGGUGUGCGGCCAUUUCGACGAAGGUCUUGUGUUGACGCUCUUAAUGAUUACACAGUAAAACGCAUUCGAGCACCCCUUGCCGUUUUGCAAUGAAUAAGAAGAACUGGAAUUGCGCAGCUAUAAAUGAGAACACAAAUAAACAAGUUAGAGAGUA
This is a messenger RNA of Malaya genurostris, 1027 nucleotides long. RefSeq lists its product as uncharacterized. The coding region runs from base 159 to 836 and encodes 225 amino acids. Lineage: Eukaryota; Metazoa; Arthropoda; Insecta; Diptera; Culicidae. The record is from RefSeq and is a predicted model, not a curated record. The transcript has 4 exons.